Messenger RNA from Aureobasidium melanogenum CBS 110374, 1065 nucleotides. RefSeq names its product GroES-like protein. The record is from RefSeq and is a predicted model, not a curated record. NCBI's taxonomy places the organism in Eukaryota, Fungi, Ascomycota, Dothideomycetes, Dothideales, Saccotheciaceae. Bases 1 to 1065 code for a protein of 354 amino acids. Gene Ontology annotation, molecular function: oxidoreductase activity; zinc ion binding. The transcript is spliced from 4 exons.
AUGUCGCAAACAAUGAAAGCAGUUGUUUUCAAGGGACCUCACAAGGUCGAGAUUGAAGACCGUCCUGUUCCUAAGAUCCAAGAAGAUGGAGAUAUCAUUGUCAAGGUUGAGUACUCAGCACUCUGCGGCAGUGAACUACACGUCUUCCGUGGCCACCAACCAUCAGACACUGGAUUCAUCAUGGGCCACGAAUUCACCGGCCGAGUCACCGAAGUCGGUAAAGCCGUGACUACAUUUAAAGAAGGCGAUCUCGUCGUCUCUCCCUUCACAACUUCCUGCGGAGAGUGUUUCUACUGCAAGCACGGCUUCUCAUCUCGUUGUGAGAAGUGUUUGCUAUUUGGAUGUCCUAAACUUGAUGGUGGUCAGGCUGAAUACGUCCGUAUUCCUACAGCUGAGGGUACAGUCAUGAAAGCACCUGAAGGACUCGAGGAGAAAGCUCUGGUUCUCAUGGCAGAUAUCUUCCCUACUGGCAUGUUUGCAGCCAAAAACGCAUUCAAGGAGUUGAGUAAGGAAGAGGCUCAGGAGAGCACAGUUGUGCUGCUUGGUCUUGGACCUGUGGGAUUGUGUGCUUUGGUCAAUGCUCUGGACUAUAAGCCUAAGCAUCUACUUGCUGUCGACAGCGUGGACAGCAGAUUGCAACAAGCAAAGGGUCUCGGAGCCGAACCCUGGAACUUCCAAACCGACAGAGAAGGUUUGGAGAAGAGAGUCAAGGAACUCACCAAUGGCAGGGGUGCAGAUGUUGUCAUUGAAGUCGUUGGUCUGUCACCUGCCCUCAAGCUCGGUUUCGAUCUUCUCAGACCUUGGGGCGUCAUCUCGAGUGUUGGUGUGCACAAUGCCGAGAUUCCUUGGACAGGCAAUCAAGCAUACAACAAGAACUUGCGUAUCCAGAUGGGCCGCUGCCCUGUCCGUUCCACCUUUGCAGAAGCGCUCGAGAAACUCAAGCAGAAGCAACAUCUGCUCGGCUUCAUGUUCGAGAAGGUCAUGCCGCUCUCUCAGGCUUUGGAAGGCUACGAUCUGUUUGACAAGAUGAAGGUGCAGAAGGUCGUUUUUCAGCCUGGUCAGUAG